AUGUACCUGCCACCAACUGCCCUCAACAUGAUGGGAAUUUGCGCAUGUCCACUCUGGCAGAAUGUCUAUGUGUGUAAUGAUUGCGUAUUUGUCAACAUCAAUCCAGAGCUUGAAGGAAUUGAAGGGCUUGAAGUCACCAGGGUUAAAUGUUUUUUUUUUUCAUUCAAAUUUAAUUGGGUCAUGUAUCCAUGUGCCCUUGUUCAAUGGUUUGACAAGGUUGGUGACCAUGCUGAUGAGGACACCAGCAUGUGGAUAGUCUGUCUGAGCACUCAUGACAAUGGCACCCCGAACCUCGCCAUCAUUCAUCUCAAGACAUACCUUCAUUCUUACGAUGCUUUCAGCACAUACUAUGUUAACAAAUUCACAGAUCACCAUGCCUUCGAGAUAGCAUCAUAA
Messenger RNA from Suillus subaureus, 396 nucleotides. RefSeq lists its product as uncharacterized. NCBI's taxonomy places the organism in Eukaryota, Fungi, Basidiomycota, Agaricomycetes, Boletales, Suillaceae. The coding region runs from base 1 to 396 and encodes 131 amino acids. The transcript has 3 exons. The record is from RefSeq and is a predicted model, not a curated record.